GUGCUGAGCGCCACACUCUGCUUUCUCCAGGCUGUGUGAGAAGCCGAGCGCCCAGGCCCGGAGACGCCUCCUGUUUUUUCCUGCCAAAAGGACAGAUCCUAUACCGCUGGCCCCAUGGAAUAAUAAUCACCUUCUGCAUUGCUGCCUCACCAGCGCUGGCUGCAGAAAGGGGCGGGCGAUCAGAAAUCCGUCGCGUCCGAAAGCUGUGUGAGCCCAGAGAGAUGCACCAAGAGCCUGGAGAAAACUACCCAGAGCUGGAAAGAUUGUAUUAAAAUAGCAGCUCCUGGCCUGGCUGUAAGUGGAAGGUGGAGGGGGGGGACCCUGUCCCCCAAGGUCCUGGCAUAUGAAGAGUGUCUUCCAGAUCCAGGAGGUUGGAGAAGCCGUUUACGUUGGUUUUAAAUGGAGCCGUGGAUCUGUACUGCAAUUCGUUAUCACGAAGAGGCAAGACGCUGCCUUUUUCUCCGGCUCCCAAGUGUUGCAGCCUCUUCCCUCCCUGGUUGCAUCUUCCUCAUCCUGCUCCCGGCUCUCGGAGUGGACUCAGCCUGGUUUCAAGUGGUUGGCCCUGGCGUCCCUGUGGCUGCCAUGGUGGGCGGGGAAAUUAUGCUUCCCUGUCACCUGUCCACGCCGAUGAGCGCCGCGAGCAUGGAGGUGCUGUGGUACCGCACUCAGCACUCUCCGUUUGUGCACCUGUAUCUGAAUGGGACAGACAACGCCCAUGGCCAGAUGCCAGAGUAUCGUGGGAGGACGGAGCUCUCGAAGGCCGGGAUGGCUAACGGAAGCGUCGCCUUGAGGCUACGUGGCAUCCGCGCCUCUGAUGAAGGACAGUACACGUGCUUUGUGCGGUCGAGUUCCUUUUACGCCGAUGCCACGUUGGAAUUGACAGUUGCAGGUGUGGGCUCUUCCCCUUUCAUCUCUGUUGAGGAUUACCACUUAGGAGGGAUCCGGGUGGUUUGUCGAACAGCAGGUUGGUACCCGGAGCCUGAGAUGCUGUGGAAAGACCCUAGAGGGCAGCUUUUAUUGCCACUCUCCGAAACAAAAUCCAAAGGGGACAGCGGCCUGUUUGAAAUACAAACUUCUAUCAUUGUAAAGAGGAACACGCACCAGAACUUGACAUGUUGUGUACAGAGCCAGCGCCUCAACCAAGAAAAGGAAGCAACGAUCCAUAUAGCAGAUUCCUUUUUCCCAAGGGUCUCUCCUGAAGUGGUAUGUCUGUAUCUGCUCCUGUCGAUUUUGUUCUUCUCUGUACUUGCUCUUUGUGUUCUUAAAAGAAAAGGGAAGCUUGUUCUGGAAAUCGGGUGGAGAAAGGCCCUGGCUCAAGCCGCGAAGGUGACUCUGGAUGCAGAGACGGCGCAUCCCGAACUCGUCGUGCACCAGGAUCGGAAAAGUGUGAGGCUGGGCAGCGAGCGGCAAAAUCUGCCUGACGUCCCCCAGCGGUUUGAUACGUUUCGCUGUGUGCUGGGCCGGGAGGGAUUCACCGCUGGGAGGCAUUACUGGGAGGUGGAGGUGGGCCCCGGGGGGCGCUGGUGGGCCGUGGGGGUGGUCAAAGAAUCGGUGGCAAGGAAGGGCUGGCACAAAUGGACUUCUGCGAUGGGGAUCUGGGCGGUGCAGCACCGGGGGAGCUUUUUACAGGCCUACACCAACCCUGUGACGCGCCUGACGGUGAACGGGAACCCCAGGAAAAUCCGGAUUUCUCUGGACUACGAAGGAGGGCAGGUGGCGUUUUUCAAUGCAGAGAAGAACACGCCCAUCUUCUCCUUCCCCACGGCUUCUUUCCACGGGGAGAAACUCUUCCCCUUCUUCUGGGUUGGGGACACAGGCUCCGAGCUCACAUUAUUCCCCUAAGAAACGUGGCGUCUCCUAGUCUUUUUUGGGCCACCCCGAAGCUGCAUGAGAUUGAUACGAAUGUCAAAGGAUCUGUUCUUGCACCCGUUGGACCGAUGGCAGCGUGCUGAGUUUUGCCCUGCGUCCUGAGUUUACAUCAUUUAACCCACUGGUCGGGGCAUUCCAGGUCAUGCUCUGUACUGAUCCACCGAGGUUGGGAGAUGGUUCUAGCCCCAGCUGUGGAGCUGAAAGACUGUUAGUUCUAGUGGGUCCCCCUUUCUGGACCCUGGAGGGGCAAGGCUGGACCAGCAGUGAUCACACAAUAGGCUGUAGGGUUGGUCUGACAUUUUCUGCCAAA
Molecule: messenger RNA, 2179 nt
Organism: Pelodiscus sinensis (Chinese soft-shelled turtle)
Lineage: Eukaryota; Metazoa; Chordata; Testudines; Trionychidae
Product: butyrophilin subfamily 1 member A1-like
Biological process (GO): T cell receptor signaling pathway; regulation of cytokine production
Cellular component (GO): external side of plasma membrane
Molecular function (GO): signaling receptor binding
Source: RefSeq, a predicted model, not a curated record